AUGACCGCGAUCCGAGCCGGGACGGGGAGCGGCCCCGAGGCGGGGUUUGGGGGCGGCCGGAGCCAGCCCCGCACCGCGUCCCGCACGCGCUGGGCCCUGGGCUGCCUCCUGCUCUGCCUCGGCGCCUGCCGGCAGCGAGCGGCCACGGGCAUCGCCGAGCCCCGCCGGCCGCGCCCGCUCCGCGCCGACCCCCACGCUCUGGAUUCCCUGUACUUCACCGGCUUUGCAGAGACCAACGGGAGCUUUGUGAUCGCUCGCCUCGCCCGACGUCCUGCGGGCCUCUGUGAGAUGUGGCUCUUCCUCAGGCUGGAUGGGAUAGGAGAGUUUGAACACCCACAGCACCCAAACAUGAUGGUGAGAGAUGAAUCCAAAGAGAUCUGGAGUGGAGGAGGACUCACUAUGGAAUACUUGGAGCCCCAAAUGUGCUGGAAGAUAAAUUUUGAGGGAUUACUCAGGAAAGGAUCCUACAGACAGCAGUGGAGUGAGGAGGAAGGAGAACUUGUACCAGUUAAAUUCUCUUUGCAGUGGGAGAACUCCACAGAUGUUUUUAACUUUAAUGUUGACAGUAACCCCAGCACAUUUGCUCUUGCUUUAGCCCAGGAGCCUUGGACCAUCGAGCUCUUCCAGAGGGUCAAAAAGCAAAGGGAGCAGCAUUUCCGACACGAGCAGUGGGGCCGGUCUGUGGGACAGAUUGAAAUAGAAAAUUCUGGGAAAAUUGAGCUUUCCCUCCAAGGCAUUCGGAGCCACUCCUAUGGUGUCCGGGACUGGGCUGAGAUUCGCCGUUAUGUGAUGAUUUUGGCACACUUUGAAGAUGGGACUGCAGCACAUUUAACAGUUAUCAGCAUGCCAGCUACCACAACUCACCUCACUGUAGGUUAUGUGUUUUUUCCUGAUGGGAGGAAGGCUGGCAUUGAGUGGUCCAACGCCUCCCUGGCCGAGCUGGCCGAGGAUGGGCUGAUCCAGGAGGAGUAUGGAGUCAGUUUUACUGCUGGUGGCAAGAGCUUUGAUGUUUCUGCAGCUCUGGAUAAGCAGGCCUGCCCCGUGGUGUACAAUGGCCUGACAGGAAGAGGAGUUUUCCACGAGUGCAUUGCAGAUUUCCAACUCAAUGGCUUAACACCAGGCUGGGGCCUGGUUGAAUUUUAUUACAGGGACGAGGCCGCCCAGCCGGUUCCAAACCUGCAGCUUGGUUCCAGAACAGAGGGACCAGACCCUGCCACUGAUGCCUCUCCCUCAUGAUCAUCUACAGGCACAUCCCAGCAAUGCUAGCAAGCAGCAGCUUUCCAAAGAAAUGUAAUUCCCUGCAAAAAACCAGCACUUUGAGUGUAGAGCUCGUCACAGGAUGCCGAGGAGGUCAAGGGUAUAAAAGGAUUUGGAGAGAAAUGAGAUCUAUUUUUUAUUAGUGCAGCUUUCAGUGGUUGCUAACCAGGGUGGUCUGGAGGCAAUUUGAAGGAAGUCUGAUUGCAGGAGGAACGCACUGGGAGGGAUCAUUCCAUGCUCUGUCCUUUGGUGUUUUUCCUCAACUUCAGCUGCUCCCCACCGUGACGACCAGGACCUCAGGCUACGUGGGUCACUGACCCAAUUUAGCAGCUCCUCUCUUCUCUCAGAUUUGUUUUUGAAAUAAAAACUGUGUAUUUCUGAA
Melospiza melodia melodia is the source of this 1639-nucleotide messenger RNA. RefSeq lists its product as uncharacterized. Bases 1 to 1236 code for a protein of 411 amino acids. NCBI's taxonomy places the organism in Eukaryota, Metazoa, Chordata, Aves, Passeriformes, Passerellidae. The transcript is spliced from 12 exons. The record is from RefSeq and is a predicted model, not a curated record.